AUGCAUAAAUUUGGAUACGGUCGUGCUAAUAAAAGAUACCUUGAAAAAAUGGUUGUUUAUGCACCAGAGGUCCAACUUAAUCAGGACAUUUACCGUCAGAGGGGAUUUGGGAAUUUUGCCACAUUGGAGGGUACCAUCCAAGAUGAGAAACAAAAGCUCCUCAAUGGCGCACUGCAAGAUUCAGAAUGUAACGGUCAGGAGGUCUCGAAUGAAGUGGCGAUACUAGAUGAAAAUCAACUCGCUCAGCUUCUAGUUAGAGCACUUUUCCCAUCUUUCGCCAAGGAAAUCCGAUUACAAGCGCUCAUCGCUUAUCAAAUUGAUGGGGAAAACUACCGCAGCCUUAUUGUGAAUCGAUGCUUUAAGCGAGUAGCUGGGGAAGAAGCGGACAAUAAGAUUACUGCAAUCUCGCCAGAACUGGUUGUUGCCUCACCUCUAAAUGACUCGGGCGUUGAGUGUGGCGAUCCUCCCGUUAGUGUCGAAACAGAGGGACCCGUGACACAGUCGACCUCGAGGAGGAAAAGGAAAUUCUGCAGACCUUGCAAGAUUCCACAAAGUCCACCAGGUGCCCUUGAAGAAGUUCCGCCCUGCAAGAUGCCCGAAAUGGAGCAGCAUUUGGUCGGUCAAACUCCAGAGGUUAGCGAUACCAUCGCACCAACUCUCAUGAAUGCUCUCGCUAGCGCGGCCCAACUGGAGCCCAAGCAUCAGGUCCCAAUCCUCCCUAACCUCACUUCCACUCCUCCAACAACCAACAAGCUUGUCCUCCCCCUUACCACGACCCCAAAGGUGAGUAGCAGCACUCCUCGGCCUAUUCUUCCACGCCCAAUGCUCACCAACACUACCAACGCACCGGUGACGUCAGUGCAGUCACUGGCUAGCCUACCAGACCCUUCAAACGAUCCCGUCUACUCUUCCGAGACAGAUGAUAUUCUCGCAUCCACACGGCGUUAUGGCAAGUCCUUUGUCUGUAACCAAUGCAAACUCGCCUUCCUCUCUCUCAACUCGCUAUGCGAGCACACCUACUCGCAGCACAAGGCCUUCCGAUGCAACUUCUGCGGCGCUCAGUUCACACAGCGAUCGAACCUACAGAGACACUCUCUGAGGCACGUGGGGUUUAAGCCCUUUGUGUGUGGGGUCUGUCAGAAGGAGUACUACCGGAAAGACCACCUUGUACGGCACAUUGAGGUCACCCAUCCAGGCACGGACUCGAAGAAGAACAUCAUUGUCAAGCUGACCUCAGCUGAAUGUCUGGACUAUCUAGAUACUAUCACACAGCAGCACACUCAACUGCAGCUUCAAAAUCCCCAGACAAAGUCGGAUAAGCAAGAGGAAUCAAUCGCACCGGUAGCCACAGCCAUGGCGGCGGUUGUAGACACAAAUCUCCCCGCGGAAACAGCUAGCAUGAAAGCCGCUUAA
This is a messenger RNA of Echinococcus granulosus, 1413 nucleotides long. Its product is annotated as Chorion transcription factor Cf2. The transcript has 2 exons. The record is from RefSeq and is a predicted model, not a curated record. Gene Ontology annotation, molecular function: DNA-binding transcription factor activity, RNA polymerase II-specific; RNA polymerase II transcription regulatory region sequence-specific DNA binding. Gene Ontology annotation, cellular component: nucleus. The coding region runs from base 1 to 1413 and encodes 470 amino acids. Lineage: Eukaryota; Metazoa; Platyhelminthes; Cestoda; Cyclophyllidea; Taeniidae. Gene Ontology annotation, biological process: regulation of transcription by RNA polymerase II.